UUCUCAGCCGGUGGAUCCCCGAGUGCAGUCGUCCAGCCCCUUAAGAGCGGGUGUGUAGGGACCCCAGAGCGGACAGCGCCCAGAGCCGGGAAGGGAACGAGCAUCAUGCGUGAGAUCGUGCAUAUUCAGGCGGGCCAGUGCGGCAACCAGAUCGGCGCCAAGUUUUGGGAAGUCAUCAGUGAUGAGCAUGGGAUCGACCCCACUGGCAGUUACCAUGGCGACAGCGACUUGCAGCUGGAGCGAAUCAAUGUCUACUACAAUGAAGCCACUGGUAACAAAUAUGUACCUCGGGCCAUCCUGGUGGAUCUGGAGCCUGGCACCAUGGACUCAGUCAGAUCUGGGCCAUUUGGCCAAAUCUUCAGGCCUGACAACUUCGUGUUUGGCCAGAGCGGUGCCGGCAAUAACUGGGCAAAGGGCCACUACACAGAGGGAGCAGAACUGGUGGACUCCGUUCUGGACGUAGUCAGAAAAGAGUCUGAGAGCUGUGACUGUCUCCAGGGUUUCCAGUUGACCCACUCGCUCGGGGGCGGAACAGGGUCCGGGAUGGGCACGCUGCUCAUCAGCAAGAUCAGGGAGGAGUACCCCGACCGCAUCAUGAACACCUUCAGCGUCAUGCCCUCCCCGAAGGUGUCAGAUACCGUGGUUGAGCCCUAUAACGCCACCCUGUCUGUCCACCAGCUGGUGGAGAACACAGAUGAAACCUACUCCAUUGACAAUGAGGCCCUCUAUGACAUUUGCUUCCGUACCCUUAAACUGACCACCCCCACAUAUGGAGACCUCAACCACCUGGUGUCAGCCACCAUGAGUGGGGUCACCACCUGCCUGCGUUUCCCCGGCCAGCUGAAUGCAGACCUCCGCAAACUGGCCGUGAAUAUGGUGCCCUUCCCACGGCUGCACUUCUUCAUGCCUGGCUUUGCCCCCCUCACCAGCCGUGGCAGCCAACAGUACCGUGCUCUGACCGUGCCCGAGCUCACCCAGCAGAUGUUCGACUCUAAGAACAUGAUGGCCGCCUGUGAUCCCCGCCAUGGGCGUUACCUGACUGUGGCCGCCAUCUUCCGGGGCCGCAUGUCCAUGAAGGAGGUGGACGAGCAGAUGCUCAACGUGCAGAACAAGAACAGCAGCUACUUCGUGGAGUGGAUCCCCAACAACGUCAAGACGGCCGUGUGUGACAUCCCGCCCCGAGGCCUCAAGAUGUCGGCUACCUUCAUCGGCAACAGCACGGCCAUCCAGGAGCUGUUCAAGCGCAUCUCCGAGCAGUUCACCGCCAUGUUCCGGCGCAAGGCCUUCCUGCACUGGUACACGGGCGAGGGCAUGGACGAGAUGGAGUUCACCGAGGCGGAGAGCAACAUGAACGACCUGGUGUCUGAGUACCAGCAGUACCAGGAUGCCACCGCCGACGAGCAAGGGGAGUUUGAGGAGGAAGAGGGCGAGGAGGAGGCUUAAAUUCAAAACUGAAAACAGAUGAGGGAAAGAUUUGGGAGGAAAGAAGGGGUGGGGUGUGUUCUGAUGAAACCUCUUGGAAGUUAAAGGAAAGAAGCAUGGUGUAUGUGGGUGUGCACUGGGUCUCAGCGCUCUUCACUGUUGCCUGUCACUGUUUUUUUCUUUUGGUAGGAUCGAUGACGUCCAUGUAACAAUUGCAAUAUUUCUGAAUUACUGUGGUAAUGGCUAAACUCAGAUAAAAAUUUGUGUCCCUAA
Messenger RNA from Echinops telfairi (small Madagascar hedgehog), 1695 nucleotides. It is a transcript of the gene TUBB2A, whose product is annotated as tubulin beta 2A class IIa. Gene Ontology annotation, biological process: microtubule cytoskeleton organization; mitotic cell cycle; neuron migration. The record is from RefSeq and is a predicted model, not a curated record. Gene Ontology annotation, molecular function: GTPase activity; GTP binding; structural constituent of cytoskeleton. Gene Ontology annotation, cellular component: cytoplasm; microtubule. Bases 106 to 1443 code for a protein of 445 amino acids. The transcript is spliced from 4 exons. Lineage: Eukaryota; Metazoa; Chordata; Mammalia; Afrosoricida; Tenrecidae.